Molecule: messenger RNA, 395 nt
Organism: Staurois parvus
Lineage: Eukaryota; Metazoa; Chordata; Amphibia; Anura; Ranidae
Source: the annotation of a GenBank genome assembly
AGAUGUCGGCUCGGUCAUGUGAUCAGCUGUGUCCAAUCACAGCUGAUCACAUCAGUGCCACCUGUCAGUGUCCAUCAGUGCCUUGUGUCAGCGCUCAUCAGUGCCUUGUGCCAGUGACCAUCAAUGCCACAUAUCAGUGCCUACCAGUGCACAUCAAUGCCACAUAUCAGUGCCCGUCUGAGCUGCCUUUCAGUGUCACCCAUCAGUGCCAGUCAGUGCCACCUAUCAAUGCCAAUCAGUGCCACCUAUCAGUGCUGCCAAUCAGUGCCACCUAUCAGUGCCAGUCAGUGACGUCUAUCACUGCCGUGUCAGUGCCGCUUAUCAGUGCUGUGUCAGUGCCAUGUAUCAGUGCUGCCUUUCAGUGCCCAUCAGUGAUGCCUGCCAAUGCCCAUCAG